Messenger RNA from Carassius carassius (crucian carp), 942 nucleotides. Its product is annotated as epiphycan-like. The coding region runs from base 1 to 942 and encodes 313 amino acids. The transcript has 6 exons. The record is from RefSeq and is a predicted model, not a curated record. Gene Ontology annotation, molecular function: protein binding. NCBI's taxonomy places the organism in Eukaryota, Metazoa, Chordata, Actinopteri, Cypriniformes, Cyprinidae.
AUGGCACUGUACCUUGUUUGGACCCUGAUGGGCUUCAGUCUAAGUGCCCCUCCAGAUGAUAUGGGCCCUGCAGUAUAUGACCUGGAGAAUUAUUAUGACUCCGACACAUGGGAUCUACACACUUAUGGAGAGACAGAUGAUUUUGAUGACAUGGAUGAGGUUGGGACGCUGGCUCCUCCUCCAGCAGUCACCCAGCCACCUGCUUUAGUUCCUCCAGAGGACUAUGUGGAAGAAGUGACACUGCCUCCAUGUCCGUCAAAGUCACUUGUCCCUUCCACUCUAGACUUCCAUGGUCCGGGCCUGUUUGGGCCUGACACAGGCUUAGGGAUGCCCUCCUGCCUGCUGUGUGUGUGCAUCAGCGGCAGUGUGUACUGUGAUGACUCAGAUCUGACACAGAUUCCCCUUCUCCCCAGAGAAACCAAACACUUCUACGGUCGGUUCAACAAGAUCACAGAGGUCAGGGCCACAGACUUCAUCAAUCUCAAUCAGCUGAAACGGAUCGACCUCAGUGGUAACCACAUAGGUAAAGUGAACGAGGAUGCUUUUUGUUCACUGCUACAGCUUCAGGAUCUCAUGUUGGCUGACAACAACAUCUAUGCCCUUCCAGAACUCCCAGCUACCCUCAAGCACAUUGACGUUCGCAAUAACCAGCUGAGGAGUUCAGGCAUGCAUGCAGAGGCCUUUAAGGAGAUGAAGGAACUUCAGUUCCUGUACCUGUCAAACAACAAAUUAGACUACAUUCCUGUACCCCUACCUGAGAGUCUACGAGUGAUCCACCUGCAGAACAACAAUAUACAGAGCAUGAGCCAAGAUACCUUCUGCAACACCCAGAACAAAAACUACAUACGGAAAGCACUGGAGGACAUCAGGAUUGAUGGCAACCUUGUGGACAUCAAUCUUUAUGCCCAGGCUUAUAUCUGCUUACCGCGAACUCCAUCCUAG